Molecule: messenger RNA, 1128 nt
Organism: Aphis gossypii (cotton aphid)
Lineage: Eukaryota; Metazoa; Arthropoda; Insecta; Hemiptera; Aphididae
Product: putative nuclease HARBI1
Exons: 4
Coding region: 88-822 (244 amino acids)
Source: RefSeq, a predicted model, not a curated record
UCGUUAUUGACUUUUUAGUGUAAUUUAUCGUGAUCUCGUUACUUACUCGUGAUUUUUUUUAUAAUUGAUAUAAAAAUCUACAAGAGUAUGGAUGAGUUUUAUAUAGCUGCAUUAGAAAACUUAGAACGGCAAGAAAAUGCAGUAAAUUACCGAAAGCUUAGUCACAGUGAACGAUUUGAUGCUUUUUUAUUACCAGAUUAUAUUUUUAUAAACAAUUAUAGACUGACAAAAGAUUUAGUAAGAUAUGUCAUAAACAUAUUAACUCCUCAUAUGACAGAAGCAACAAGGACAUCUGCCUUAAAUAUACAGACUAAAGUAUUCAUAGCUAUGAAUUUCUUUGCAACUGGUUCCUACCAACUUCCCGUUGGGAACAGUAAUUUAGCGAUUGUUUCCCAGCCAACUGUUUCAAGAGCGAUAGAUGAAGUAGUUAAUGCUUUGAAUCAACCUGAAAUUUUCAAAUAUUGGGUAAAAUACCCAUCAACAUUAAUAGAACUACGACAAACAAGAGAAAAAUUUAAUACAAAAUACAAUUUUCCUGGAAUAGUGGGAAUUAUAGAUUGUACACAUAUUGGAAUAUUUCCUCCCAAAACCGAUGAUCCUGUUUAUCCUGAGUACAUUUAUGUAAAUAGGAAGAACUAUCAUAGCAUAAAUGUUCAGCUAGUCUGUGAUUCCGACAUGAAAAUAAUAAAUGUUUCAGCAUUAUUUCCUGGGAGUGUAAAUGAUGUUUAUAUAUGGAACAACUCUCUACUUGAACCUACACUCAGGAGAAUAUAUAAUCAUAAUCCUGAAGGAUUUUAUCUUUUAGGUAUGUCCUUAAAUUAGUAUUCCAUUUCAAUAUUAACUAUUGAGUGUUAUUUUUAACACCACAAUUUGCUUCAAACUACACAUUUGUCAUAUUGUACUGCACUUGUUUGCUCUAAAAUAUUCUCUAGGCAACACAUCUUAUUUGCAUUUAAUUAGCCUAAAAGAAAUUAAUAUGUUUUCAGGAGAUUCCGGCUAUCCUUUGAGGCCUUGGCUAAUGACGCCCUUAAUGCAAUAUCAACCAAAUACUCCCGAAGAAAGAUACAAUCGUAGAUUCAAACAUGUUAGAAGCUUGAUUGAAAGAUGUAUUGGUCUUUUGAAAAUGCG